Messenger RNA from Striga hermonthica, 399 nucleotides. The record is from the annotation of a GenBank genome assembly. Lineage: Eukaryota; Viridiplantae; Streptophyta; Magnoliopsida; Lamiales; Orobanchaceae.
AUGGGUUCCAAUAAAUCCAUCCUCUUUCUCUUCAUCAACCUCAUGCUCUUUGCCCUAGCCAAAGCCUGCUACAUUGGUUGUAACAAGCCCAACCCAAACCCGAACCCACUCCCGUACCCAAACCCGAGCCCAUCAAAGGGCAGCUGCCCAAGGGAUGCCCUAAAGCUAGGCAUAUGCGCCAAGCUCCUCAACGGUAGCAUCGGGGCAGAAAUCGGCACCCCACCGGACCACCCGUGCUGCUCGGCACUCGGUGGGCUUUUGGACCUCGAGGCCGCCAUUUGCCUUUGCACCGCCUUGAAGGCGAAUAUUCUCGGAAUCAACUUGAACAUACCGAUUUCCUUGAGCUUGCUCGUCAACACAUGUGGCAAGACACUCCCUAAGGAUUUCAUUUGCGCUUAA